Molecule: messenger RNA, 2415 nt
Organism: Scleropages formosus (Asian bonytongue)
Lineage: Eukaryota; Metazoa; Chordata; Actinopteri; Osteoglossiformes; Osteoglossidae
Gene: pkdccb
Product: protein kinase domain containing, cytoplasmic b
Exons: 7
Coding region: 481-1923 (480 amino acids)
Biological process (GO): peptidyl-tyrosine phosphorylation; skeletal system development
Cellular component (GO): extracellular region
Molecular function (GO): ATP binding; non-membrane spanning protein tyrosine kinase activity
Source: RefSeq, a predicted model, not a curated record
UCCGAAAGAGGUUAGUUUUAACACCCUUUUUAAAUGUUGACGGAGAUUCAGCAGUUCUGAAAACGGGAGGUCGUUCUACCACAGCGGACCCACAACCGAGAACCUUCGUGCGUGAGGGGUGGAGGAGAGUAGCAGUCUGGUUGGGGUAGAGGUUGUAUCUGGGAGCGGCUCCAUUCAUUAUUUUGUAGGUGCUGUUUGCGUUAUAAUACAAUAUCCAGUAUAUUAUUACAGAUUUAGCGUUUAUCGUCCUGUAAAUAGGACAAAGGAACUCAGAAGUUAGAACGUGCACUGCAGUCACUUGCUCCUCGAGCUGUGGGAGGGCAGCUCGUGCACGAGCGCCUAGCGUUCACGCCUCACGCGACACGCCUCCCGUGGCGCUCACGCUACCUAGCGCUACGGCCACGGGGAAGUCAGAAGAAGAGUGUGGGAUCGCGGCAGGACGAAGAUCUCAAACCGUCGCUGCGACUUGAGCUCCCAAACAUGGUCGCUCCGAGCGUCCUGUUGUGCGUCGCGGCGCUUUUCGCCCUUUCCUUCAUUUCACUGAGCUUCUUCGCGCGCGAGUGGGAUGUGCGCGUGAACGCGAGGGCUCUCGCCACAGGACUGCUGCAUUCGGACGCGUUCCCUGCCUCCACCAGGCAACUGUUGCUCCAGGAGCUCCAGGAAAGGCGCGCCAAACUACUACCGGACCUCACGUGCUCUGGAGAGGACAGGUUCGCGGAGCUGCGCCGCCGUGCGCUGGUGUCACGGCCCGCGGCGGCAGGAGGAAGGAGGAAUUGCGUGGACUCGGCCACGGAGAACACGCAUUCGCGCCAGUUGGAGUGCAGCGAGCUGAGGCGCGUCCACGAAGCGGUGCUCCUGGGUUUGGGCUACACGAAAGCAGUUUUCGGGGCGGUACUGCGCAACGGACUGUCCGUGGCGCUCAAGAGCGUGAACGCGCAGGGCGCCGACAUGAGCGCGUGCCUGCGGGACCUGGGCGAUGCGAGCGCCUGUUACGAGCUCGUCUCCUGUAAACUGAGCCGAGAAAUCGUGCUCCUGCAGAGCCUGCAGCAUCCCAACAUCAUCCAGCUCUAUGGCUACUGCCAUCCAGGCAAGCGAGGUGGUGGGGUCAUGUCUGCCCUUGAGCAGGGCUCUCCACUCCAGAUGAUCCAGCUACUCCAGACCCCUUGGGAGGAACGCUUUCGGGUUUGCUUGGGAUUGGUGAGGCUGCUGGACUACCUUUCCACAUCACCACUGGGCUCUGUGGUCCUCCUGGAUUUCCAGCCCCGGCAGUUCGUUUUGGUGUCUGGGGAGCUCAAGCUAACUGACCUUGAUGAUGCCAGUAUUGGUGACCCAGUCUGUAGCACUGAUGCUGACUGUGUGCUCCACUUCCCACUCCGUAACUUUAGCAUCGCCUGUUCUUCUGAGGGCAUUUGCAAAGGACUUAAUGAAAAGAGGAACCUCUACAAUUCUUACAGGUAUUUUUUCACCUAUCUGCUUCCUCAUCGUGCUCCACCUGCACUGCAGUAUUUGAUUGAGCGAAUUAUGAAUUCAACUGGGGAGCUGAAAGGUGGCAUAAAUGAUACACUGGAGGACUUUGAAGAGCUGCUCCAUCUGUACAAGUCUGGGCUUUACCUGGAGAACCUGCCAUCAUCCAUAAUCAAAGAUUACACAGUGGCCAAAAGAACGAGGGCUGCAGGGGGCAAGGCCUACAGGUGCUGGCCCUCUUACGAUCACAGUGGCUGUGUGCUCUCAGUCCAUGGUGCUCACGAAGCUGCCCUCCUCUGCCACUCUCAUCGCGAGUGUGCUUGCUUCACCCUUGGCAGUCGGAGAACCUGGACAGGGCGGAUCCUAGCUUCAUUUACAAGUUCCUUUGACGACCUGGUGCCAGAUGUGAAUUCAGAGGUGUAUGUUAAAAAGGCAGGAGCAUCAGACCCUGCUUUGUAAGAAGAGUGUGAGAAUACAGGGGAGGUAAAGGGGUAACUGGGCUCUGUUCCACUUGGCCUGCAGUCUCUGAACUAAAUGAAUAUGCUGUAUGUCUGAGAUUCUUGUUCUGUGGACAUUUGGCCAAUGUGUCAGUCAAUUUCUGCCAAGAAGCAUUUAAAGGUAUUUCUUGUUAGAUGCAGCGAGCUGGAACUGCCCACUUAUUCUGAUUCCUGUUGUUGGUGCCUAGUCCUCAUGACACCGAGGGCAGUACGUAUGAAUGUGAGAACAGCUCUUAUACAAAUACACUUUAAUAAUUUGUUCUGGAGUUCUGUGCCUUCAAGUUAGAAAAGCACAUCCCUAAAUCUAAGUCUGAAUAUUAUCAAAUACAGAACUGCUCAAACCACAACAAGUCAUCAAGCAGGACAGUAUUAUUCCUCGAUGUGAUUGUAAUUGCAAUAACAAAGCAAUUGGUUUUUUGGUAUGUGUUUUUUAUUAAUUUGCAUUGGUUGUGCA